AUGCCGUUAGCCACGCUAUGGACCAAAUCUACCUUGGCGGUAUACGUCGAGACAUUGCGCGAAAUGCCGAAGGAGCUGGUAUGGAAUAAGCAUUUGCUCCUAUCAACCCUCUGCUACGCCACGGCCUCUAUCCCUUUGACCUGGGAUCAAGGCUCAUCCUCCGUGAUUCCAAUUUUGCCUGGCUUCCAGGACCAAUUCGGUUUCAGCAACCAUGAUGCCGGCGAAUUGCGUUACUUUGUAUCAAUCGUCUUCGCUGGCGCUGGAGUAGGUGCAUUGCUGUCCGUUUUCAUCAAUGAUCGUCUCGGGCGGCUCUGGGCAUGGCGCUUGUAUGCUACGAUUUGGAUUGUUGGACAGCUAAUCAUGUGUUUGACCCCCACGGUUAGUGGCCUAUGGGCAGCGCGAAUUAUCUGUGGGCUGGGCAUCGGGCCGCUGACUGUCAUUGGAACCAUGUCUAUUGUGGAGAUCGCCCCGACGGAGAUUCGUGGACUCCUCGCUGUCUGGUUCAGUGUUCUGAUGAAUAUAUCAUCCAUAUGCGCCAUCUUCGCUGUUUUAGGUUCGUACAUUCACAUACCCACCAGCCGGAUGCAAUACCAGGUUGUAUGGUUCUCGCCGUGCAUUUUCUUUGCACUCAUAAUUGGCGCGAGCUUCUUUCUUUGUGAGUCUCCUCGCUGGCUUUGGAUGGUUGGGCGUCGCGAUGAAGCUGUACACACAUUGGUCAAGUUGCGAGGUCUGCCAGCUAGCCAUCCUCGGGUCGAAUUUGAACUCAAUGAGAUCCAAAAGGCCAUCGAAAAGGACAUGGGACACUAUGAAGCGACUUCUUCAAGGCUUUAUGGCAACUUCAAGGAGACUUUCACCGUUCGAUCCAACCUGCGCCGUCUUCAGCAGGUCUUGUUGUGCUACGCCCUUGCUCAGCUGUCAGGCGCGAACUCGAUUACAUCUUACUUUAUUCCCAUCCUCAAUCUGCUAGGAGAGGCAGGGGAUACGACCCAUAGCCUAUUCUUAUCUGGAAUGUACAGCACGUCGAAAUUGUUUUUUACAUUGAUCGCUUCUUUCCUCCUGAUUGAUAUCCUGGGGAGAAGACGUUCGCUCCUGCUGGGUUCUGCUUUGCAGAUGGUGUCGGAUAUAUACCUGGGUGUGUAUAUCAAAUAUGAACAGGCUGGCAAGGCAAAUGGAAGUUCGUCCCGGGCAGCCAUUGCCAUCCUCUUCGUCCAUGCAUUUGGGUAUGCAAUUGGCCUUUUUGUUUUACCGUAUGUCUUUGGCGGAGAGGUAUGGCCGAAUCACAUUCGAUCUUUUGGUGGAGCUAUCACUCAAUGUUUCCACUGGUUGUUCUUUUUUGCCAUGAAUUUCGCGCUUCCGUCGCUUCUAGCGACAACAAAUAAUUGGGGCGCGUUUCUAUUUUUCGCUGCUUGUUGCCUCAUCGCCCAGGCUUAUGUAUUCUUUAUGGUCCCAGAGACGGCUGGACUGAGUGUCGAAGAACUUGACGCCAUAUUUGACAGGCCCUGGUUCCAAGCAUACAAGUCUACAGGCAAAAUUACCCGCAUCUUGGAAGGCACCGAUAUGGAGAAUCAAAAAGAGUGGGUCCCAGAUCUAGGGUUUAGCAUACGAAAGCAAAAGCUGACUGACCAGUACUUCCCAGGACAAGAAGCAUCAGCCAAGACA
Messenger RNA from Penicillium cosmopolitanum, 1659 nucleotides. RefSeq lists its product as uncharacterized. The transcript is spliced from 4 exons. The annotation marks the transcript as partial. Gene Ontology annotation, cellular component: membrane. NCBI's taxonomy places the organism in Eukaryota, Fungi, Ascomycota, Eurotiomycetes, Eurotiales, Aspergillaceae. Gene Ontology annotation, molecular function: carbohydrate:proton symporter activity. Gene Ontology annotation, biological process: transmembrane transport; carbohydrate transport. The record is from RefSeq and is a predicted model, not a curated record.